Prunus persica (peach) is the source of this 1699-nucleotide messenger RNA. RefSeq names its product F-box protein SKIP23. The record is from RefSeq and is a predicted model, not a curated record. NCBI's taxonomy places the organism in Eukaryota, Viridiplantae, Streptophyta, Magnoliopsida, Rosales, Rosaceae. The coding region runs from base 79 to 1299 and encodes 406 amino acids. The transcript has 2 exons. Gene Ontology annotation, molecular function: protein binding.
UUCUGAUUUUCCAAUAGCUGUAUCUUCAACUUUCUCGCCAAUUUUCCCGUACUUUCCCGGGAAAGUGAAGUGAAAUCCAUGGCCGAUUGGUCUCAACUCCCCAAGGAGCUCCUAGAGGAGAUCGCUAAGCGCCUAGAGAGCCCCUUCUAUCUGCUCCGUUUCCGAUCCGUUUGCUCCUCAUGGCGGUCUUCAGUCUCUUCCAGACCUCGCCGUUUACCAGGUCGGUUUCCGUUCCUCACAAACCAUGGCAUCUGCGACACCACCUUAGGUUUCCACCUCUCGCAGCGCACCGUAUUCCUCAUGGGGUUGCCUAAUUUCCGCAACCAAACAAACCCAGAUUGCUGGCUGGUCAAGAUCGAAGAAGACGUGCCUGGGAGAAUGCAUUUGCUGAACCCACUCUCGCGGUUUCAGCUGAAGCCUCUGCCUGAAUCUUUCCCAAAGGUAUUGGAUUUAUCCAAGUUUUGGGUUUUUGAGUUGGGUGGAGAAUAUGUUCUUCACUAUGUGCAUUUUAGGCCUUUUGUUAAUGGUAACUCUUUUGGUGAUGCUGGCAAUUUGUACAUGGAAAAGGUGGUUUUUAUGUUUUUGGGUUCCGAAAGCAAUGAUUUUGUGUUGCUUACCAUUCACGUGUCUGGGAAAUUAGCUAUGUUUAAGUCUGAGGAUAAGAGGUGGACUAUAAUUCACGAUAUGCCUUCGCCUUAUGAUGAUGUUAUACUGUUUAAAGGACAAUUUUAUGCCGUUGAUGGCACCGGACGUACUGUGAUCGUCGGUUUGCACUCAAAUCUGAAUGUAGUUGCAAAUCCUGUGUUUGGUGGUGAUAAGAAGUUCUUGGUUGAGUCAAGUGGUGAAUUGUUGGUGGUUGAUAUGUAUUUGAGCAUGGCUCCAGAAACCGAUUUGGAUGUUGAUGAUGAAAUCAUCCAAUUGCAAUUCAAUGGUUGUUUGACUGAAAGAACAGUUAGGUUCAAGGUUUUUAAGUUGGAUAGAGAGGGGAAGAGAUUGGUCGAAUUGAAAAGCUUGGGGGAUAGGGUGUUGUUUUUGGGGGAUGAUUGCACCUUUUCUGCCUCGGCUUCAGAGUUAUCUGGUUGUAAAGGGAAUUGUAUAUUUUUUACAGAUAAUUUCUUCUAUACAAGUGGUGAAGAUGAAGGCGUGUUCAAGGGCCGUGAUAUAGGUGUGUUUGACUUGGAUGAUGGUAGUAUUGCACCUUUAUCUGAUUAUCCAGAGUAUUCAAAGCUGUUUUGGCCACCCCCUGACUGGAUUGCACCAACACAAGUGCAAAGUCAGUUUGAAGAAUUGGCUUUGUGAGAUGGAGAUGGAUUGUGGAAAAUCAGUGCACAACUUUGUAAUAACCCGUUAAUGCAUUUGAAAUCCAAGACGUUUCAAGUUUAAAUCUUUUAUAUAGUAGAGUGCAAGGUGAAAGCACAGUUCACACCCUGCGGCUUUGCCAUCAACAAGUUCAGGUGACCAAGCCAGCCUUUGCAACCAAAUCAAGUGGAUCGAAGUUGCCAUAGACAUGAGUCUCUUUAUGAGCCAAGGAUAUUUUACUACUUUCUGUAAGGACCUAAACCUGGAAGGGGAGUUGUUAAGAGGCAGCCAAUUCCUUGUUAACUGAAAAAUAAAUAAUAAUAAAGUAUGUACCAUGUACUUUAUUUGCUUGUAAAUUACUGAAUUAUCAGUGCUUUUGGAAACACAUCUAUCUUGUUCU